This is a messenger RNA of Micropterus dolomieu (smallmouth bass), 2086 nucleotides long. RefSeq lists its product as uncharacterized. Bases 251 to 1351 code for a protein of 366 amino acids. The record is from RefSeq and is a predicted model, not a curated record. NCBI's taxonomy places the organism in Eukaryota, Metazoa, Chordata, Actinopteri, Centrarchiformes, Centrarchidae. The transcript is spliced from 2 exons.
UUUCACGGGACGCUGUUUACACUGUUUAACUGUCUGCAACGUGUAGAACAUAAAGGCCCCUAGUUUAACAGUCUGAGCACACGCCGUGAAGCGCGUGGCGCAGGUGCGUUUAGGGCGUGUCCCUAUCCAAUUCUGCUACUACUAAAAAAUGUUUGGUUGCACUUUGUCUGUGGACCACACCUCUUUUUCAGACCAACACUCCUAACCCUAAGCUCUGGCCACAAGUAGCCUACAUUUACUUUGUUAAACUAUGUGGGUGAAAAAAUUACAACUGGGUCAGCUGGAAACUAGUAAUGACACCUGGGUUGCACUUUGCACCGGGUGCUUGAAAGGGCGCCUGGAACGGGAUGGAAUCAGUCUGUCAGCUGUUCUUGUGUCUUCAGGUGGUCUCCUGUCUUCAGCUGGUCUCCUGUCUUUAGGUGGUCUCGUGUCUUCGGGUGGUCUUCUGUCCGUCAGCUGUUCUCGUGUCUUCGGGUGGUCUCCUGUCUGUCAGCUCUUCUCGUGUCUUCGGGUGGUCUCCUGUCUGUCAGCUCUUCUCGUGUCUUCGGGUAGUCUCGUGUCUUUGGGUGGUCUCCUGUCUGUCAGCUGUUGUCGUGUCUUCGGGUGGUCUCCUGCCUGUCAGCUCUUCUCGUGUCAUGAAGUGGUCUCGUGUCUUCGGGUGGUCUCCUGCCUGUCAGCUCUUCUCGUGUCUUCGGGUGGUCUCCUGCCUGUCAGCUCUUCUCGUGUCUUUGGGUGGUCUCCUGUCUGUCAGCUCUUCUCGUGUCAUGAAGUGGUCUCGUGUUUCGGGUGGUCUCCUGUCUGUCAGCUCUUCUCGUGUCUUCGGGUGGUCUCCUGCCUGUCAGCUCUUCUCGUGUCUUCGGGUGGUCUCCUGCCUGUCAGCUCUUCUCGUGUCUUCGGGUGGUCUCCUGCCUGUCAGCUCUUCUCGUGUCUUCGGGUGGUCUCCUGUCUGUCAGCUCUUCUCGUGUCUUCGGGUGGUCUCCUGCCUGUCAGCUCUUCUCGUGUCUUCGGGUGGUCUCCUGCCUGUCAGCUCUUCUCGUGUCUUCGGGUGGUCUCCUGUCUGUCAGCUCUUCUCGUGUCUUUGGGUGGUCUGUCUGUCAGCUCUUCUUGUGUCUUCGGGUGGUCUCCUGCCUGUCAGCUCUUCUCGUGUCAUGAAGUGGUCUCGUGUUUCGGGUGGUCUCCUGCCUGUCAGCUCUUCUCGUGUCUUCGGGUGGUCUCCUGCCUGUCAGCUCUUCUCGUGUCUUUGGGUGGUCUGUCUGUCAGCUCUUCUUGUGUCUUCGGGUGGUCUCCUGUCUGUCAGCUCUUCUUGUGUCUUCGGGUGGUCUCCUGUCUGUCAGCUCUUCUCGUGUCAUGAAGUGGUCUCGUGUUUCGGGUGGUCUCCUGUCUGUCAGCUCUUCUCGUGUCUUCGGGUGGUCUCCUGUCUGUCAGCUCUUCUCGUGUCUUUGGGUGGUCUGUCUGUCAGCUCUUCUUGUGUCUUCGGGUGGUCUCCUGUCUGUCAGCUCUUCUCGUGUCAUGAAGUGGUCUCGUGUUUCGGGUGGUCUCCUGUCUGUCAUCUGUUGUCGUGUCUUCGGGUGGUCUCCUGUCUGUCAGCUCUUCUCGUGUCUUCGGGUGGUCUCCUGCCUGUCAGCUCUUCUCGUGUCUUCGGGUGGUCUCUUGUUUCGGGUGGUCUCCUGUCUGUCAGCUCUUCUCGUGUCUUCGGGUGGUCUCCUGGCUGUCAGCUCUUCUCGUGUCUUCAGGUGGUCUCGUGUCUUCGGGUGGUCUCGUGUUUGUUAGCUUUUCUCGUGUCUUCGGGUGGUCUUGUGUCUUCGGGUGGUCUUGUGUCUUCGGGUGGUCUCCUGUCUGUCAGCUGUUCUCGUGUCUUCAGGUGGUCUUGUCUUCGGGUGGUCUCCUGUCCGUCAGCUGUUCUCGUGUCUUCAGCUGUUCUCGUGUCUUCAGCUGCUCUCGUGUCUGUCAGCUGUUUGCGUUUCUUCAGCUGUUCUUGUGUCUUUAGCUGUUAUCGUGUCUUUAGGUGGUCUUGUGUCUUCAGCUUUUCUUGUGUCUUUAGCUGUUAUCGUGUCUUUAGGUGGUCUUGUCUUCAGCUGUUCUUGUG